AUGGCUGGCAUAGCUUGCGUAUGGGCGAAUAUCCCAGAAGGACGCGAGGAGUGGUACGAGAACGAACACUUACCUUCAUUGAACCCGCACAAUGCAAAGCAUGCCCUACAUUGCGAAGUAACGGCCAGCGGUAUGGAGAACGAGCCGGUGGGAAGAUUGGACGCGCCAUGGCCUUACAUGACCGUUUGGGAGAUAAAGAGUGUGGACCAGGCCAACAAGGACAUGUACGACGCACAAUACCAUCCACCAAAUGCCGAUCUGCAGGCUUCGCUCAAAGGUCUACUGCUUGAUCUUCGGUCCUAUCGGGAAAUCAAGAGUUGGAAACAAGACGACUGGUCUGGUGACGGUGGUGGUAAGAUCACGGGUGCGGAUAAAGCCGGCGAUGACGGACUAAUGUCGCUAGACAUCGAAUACGUCGCAAGCGUGGCGGCAAUGGAAUGGAGCGUACCAGCUGAUAAGGAAGAGGAAGUCAUGAAAUACUACAGAGAAGUCGUCGGCCCCACAAUAUCUAGUUCACCAGACGUACUGCGGUUUCGCCUCUUCGAGAUCGACAACGCAACAACUAUGCAGGGCGGAAAGUUCGAGACCAAAGACAAGAAAGAUCUACACAAAUACUUUACUCUCGUCGAGCUAGAGUCUGAGCAGUGGCCAUGGGACGUGGUCGUCGAUCUCGCGGAGGACAGGGAAUGGAAGGACUACUUCGAGAGCCAGCAAGUAGUAAAAUGGCAACUUAGUCACUACUUGAUGAAGAGGGCAUACGGCGUACCGGAAAACAAGGCCUCCGCAUCAAGCUAA
Messenger RNA from Alternaria rosae, 795 nucleotides. RefSeq lists its product as uncharacterized. The record is from RefSeq and is a predicted model, not a curated record. NCBI's taxonomy places the organism in Eukaryota, Fungi, Ascomycota, Dothideomycetes, Pleosporales, Pleosporaceae. The coding region runs from base 1 to 795 and encodes 264 amino acids. The transcript has 2 exons.